Molecule: messenger RNA, 458 nt
Organism: Struthio camelus australis
Lineage: Eukaryota; Metazoa; Chordata; Aves; Struthioniformes; Struthionidae
Source: RefSeq, a predicted model, not a curated record
AUGCGGAGGACUUUGCCCGCUGGCGUCACGCUCGCGUUAAGAUGUCACCGGCUUCCCCUUUGCCCUCAGAGCGAAAACGCCCCAGGUCUCCCCAGCGCUUGCCUCAGAGCUGUUCCUUCCCCCUCAGGUUGCUAUAAGAUCACCACAGUAUUCAGCCACGCUCAGACUGUCGUCCUGUGCGUGGGCUGCUCCACUGUGCUGUGCCAGCCCACUGGAGGAAAGGCAAGGCUUACAGAAGGAUGCUCCUUCAGACGGAAGCAGCAUUAAACUAAUGGAGUCUGAGAUGGUUGGGACUACUUGCACAGAUGGCUGCACAGAUGGCGAGCAUGGGAUUUGGUUCAGGUGUGACCUGAAUGCUUUAGUUAGGUGUCCUUGGAAUGCAAACCAGGAAUGUGAAUUUCAUACUGUCCCUGUAGCCCCACUCAUCUCACCGUGAAUAAAUUUUGGAUAAAAUACAA